Molecule: messenger RNA, 813 nt
Organism: Aquila chrysaetos chrysaetos
Lineage: Eukaryota; Metazoa; Chordata; Aves; Accipitriformes; Accipitridae
Gene: TEX47
Product: testis expressed 47
Exons: 5
Coding region: 1-813 (270 amino acids)
Molecular function (GO): FAD binding; blue light photoreceptor activity
Source: RefSeq, a predicted model, not a curated record
AUGUCGGAGGAGGCCCCGGCGCUGGGGCGGCCGGAUUCACCGGAGCCCGCGGCUCUGGAGCGGCAGAACCUGCUGGCUGUGCGUCGGGAGAGGCUGGGCCGCGCCGGGCAGGUGGGAAAGAGGAGGAGGAGGCGGCAGGGCCGGGGUGGUGCGAGCGGGCCUCCCCUCUUCUGGCCUCUCCUCUCCCCGCAGCGCCGGUUCCCGCUCCACAGGCUGCUGGUGGUGGCCCGGCUGGGCGAGGGGACGGUGGCGGAGGAGGUGGCAGGUUAUCACAGAGAAUUGUUUGAAAAUGCAUUAGAAGACCACUCAAGAGAACAAGUCUCAGGUCUGCUACUUCUCUACUCCAGCUGUAUUCUUCAUGUAGUAGAGUCUUGCAGUAGCACAGUCCAUCUCAUCAUCCAAGAUUUAGCUUCUCUCCAAAAUCAAGGUCAUAGUGCUUUACUCCAGGAAAUUAAAGUUUUAGUGGUGGCACAUAACAUCCCCACCAGACUGUUCCCAGACUGGUACGUGGCAAUAGCAACGGCUCCCGUGACAUGUCCACAAGACUCAAUGCAAUCAGAGUCUACGGCAGAGGUGGUUGCAGAGUGCCUCACCCUCCUACUCCAACUGGCAGCCUGUAUUCAAAGUUUUGAGGAUGACAGCGAGGAUGCCAGUGAGAGUGUACAUACUCUUGCACCUGAGCUGCUAAUCCCAGCAGAGACAAUUAACUAUUUGUGUAAUGCUGAAGAAUGUGCAAGUCCAGAAGAUUUUCUGAGAAUUUAUUUAAGUCCUUCAGAACCUGCCCUGGAUUCAGGUAAACUGCAUACAGUUUGA